This is a messenger RNA of Triplophysa dalaica, 2757 nucleotides long. Its product is annotated as exocyst complex component 3. Gene Ontology annotation, cellular component: exocyst. The record is from RefSeq and is a predicted model, not a curated record. Gene Ontology annotation, biological process: exocytosis; exocyst localization. The transcript is spliced from 14 exons. Gene Ontology annotation, molecular function: SNARE binding. The coding region runs from base 328 to 2214 and encodes 628 amino acids. NCBI's taxonomy places the organism in Eukaryota, Metazoa, Chordata, Actinopteri, Cypriniformes, Nemacheilidae.
UGAAAUGGAACUCGACUGUAAUAAAAGAGGAAAUGACUGAUAAUAGAAAAGAUAAGAACACGAUGAAAAGAAUCUACGGAAAGAAUGGAUGAGGCCAUACUUUGUAUUGUGAAAGCUUCUUUGCUUUCUCAAAACCCAAACUACCUAUUAAAGCACUUAUAAAAACCUAAAAACAAACGUACAUGGCUUUACCUAAAUGACCCUUUACCUGAACACGCCUUCCAUUGGCGAUAAAGAAGAAAGUGAAAGUAAACUCUGACUUUCAAAGCCAACAGCAGAGUAAAUAGAACAGACACUUCUGGAAAAUCGGUCAGAUUGAGUGUAACAAUGGACAAGUCUCCCACAACACCUGCUGGGGGAAUCUUUCGCAGGUUAUCUAAUUUCAGAAAAAGUGCUCCACGCAUUAGAAGGAGAAUGUCAAAGAAACUAUCUUCUUCAUUUGAUAAAGAACAAGAAAUUACUGAGAUAUUUCAAAUUAAGGAAACACAUAUCCCUUCUAAGCCGUGUUCGGUUUUACAGAUAAGGGAAUAUAUAAAAACGGAUGAGCUUAAAAAGGCUUAUGUGAAUCUUCUUUCCCUUCGCCUGGAUAUUGAGCAGAAGCGAGGAGCUUUAGAAGAAGGAGCUUCUGACGUGGAUCUAGUCAAUAAAGAGACAGACAUUAGUAUGCUCUUUGACACCCUAAAGAACAAAAUAGCUGAUAUUGUGCGUUCUAGUACGCUGCCAUCUAUCAAUAAAGAGUUACUUGGGCAAGUGGUCACUAUAGUCCUGGAGGAAAAGAAGAAAUCAGAAAUGAUGAUGGGAUGGAUGGAGAUGUUGAGGAAUGCGGUACGAGACGGGGUUAGAGACAGCUUGAAGAAAGUUCCACUGGACAAGCCUGAACAGAACACGUCAUGGUUGGCUGUACACCUGGGGCUUCUGGGUAAAGCGAUUGAGGAUGAUUUGAAGAGAGUUACAUCAGAACUUCUCAGCUCAUAUCCAAAAGACUUUAAUGUGUUUGAAACCUACGUCUCCUGCUAUCAUGAGGUUGCGGAGGAGCAUUUGAAGGAAAUUCUGGAAAAGGUGACAGAUGCAAAAGAUUACAAGACUCUCCUAGACUUCAUUAUUCGUAGCUGCCCCGGUGAUCUGAGAACAGACCAGGGAGCUGUUACACUGGACCAAGACUUCCUCAAGAAAAUCAAGUCUGCAUAUUGUGAUCGGCUGAUGGAGAACUUUAAAGCUGAACUGGAGAAUAUUAUCAACUUGGAAAGAGACAAGGUUUGGAAAAUGAAGAAAACUCCAAACACAACAGAUGAAGGAUUCCUUACCUCACAAUUCAACAUGGAAAUCUGUCAGAUGACAGCAAGUUAUGCACAGCAGCUUAAAGAGAUCGAUGAGGAUCAUGGGAAGAUGUUUGUAAGGUUUUCUUUGGAGGAGAUUCAUGAAUUUCAUAAAAGAUUUGAAGAAGAGUUCAGAGAGCACACCCGCUCUCUGCUGACCUCAGACCUGCUGGACUUGUAUCUGUGGGUCAAUUAUCACAUCACAUAUAUCAACACUUUUCUUUUACUCAAAGAGCAAAUGCAAUGCUAUAGAGAGAGCUGUUUAACUCAGGUGGUGCAGCUGGAGAAAGACAUGGACGAAGUGACACAAAGACUCCGUCAGACCCUAAUGGAACAUUUCAAAACAGAUAUCAAGCCUUAUAUAAAUGGUAUGAUGACAAAGAAAUGGAUCAAAACUGAUGAAGAUUUUACAGAAGUAACAUCCAGAAUUGAGAGUUACUCUGGACUCUGUAAAUCCAUGAGGAAACCAGCAUCUCAGAGCUUCGUAAAUGAUGUGCACUAUUAUGUGAUAAAAGAAUAUGUCUCACAACUGAUGAAGAAAAAGUUUUCAUGUAAGAAUAGCAAGAAUGAAGAAGCUGCUGAUAAAAUGAGAACACAAUGGAAAGAGCUCAGGAAACUGUUUGAGGAAAUGGGAUCGUCCUUAGACUGGCUUUAUCCACUGGGGAAUUACCUUAGUGAUAUUAUAGGAAUGGAAAAUGAGAAAAGUAUCAAAGAUAUUUUACAUCCAUUAGUUAGCGAUUACCCAGACAUCAGCAAGAAGCAAAUGUCAGCGGUGUUGUACUUCAGAGACAAUGGUUUUAGCUUGGAGAGACAUCAGGUUAUUAAUCAGUUUAAUCUGCUCAAACGGGACACUGCCAACAUCAUUCAUGAGCACAGCUUCUUCAUUGACAUGAAGUGAGAUAUACUUCUUCAUGAACCGUCGUAUUGAGGAGAAGCUACUGCAAUUUGGGAAAAUACUCCAAUUUUUUAUAAUGUUUUCAGGGAUUGUUAUACGUUAAAAGUACAAAACAGGCAAAAGAUUAUUUAGUGUACAGGUAUAUAUUAGUUUAUUGUUGCCACUAGAGGGAGACAGCCAACUACAGACGAGAUAUUUGCAUUUCCUUCACACAAUUAUGCAAAAGAGGUGAGGGAUUCAUUCUGUUUAUCUUAUUUGAUAACAAUCAUGUAAAUGUAAAACUUAAUAUUGUACAUAACCAUGUCUGGACUGUACAAUCAUUAAUCCAGGUUAAUGCUGGAUAGACCCCUGUACUUACAAAAGCUUACGUUUACUCCUUUUUUCUGACUUGUCCGUUAUCUUUUUUGUGUGAAAUCAUGCUUCAUGUUAAUAUGAGCAUGUCCAUUUUUAUUUGCUUUUAUAUUUGUUAGAGUAAAACCAUAACAAAGGAACCUAAAUGUUUGUUAAUGUCAUAAUAAAUAAAUUCAAUGCAAUUCCAUAUGCAAA